GAAGCUAACUAGCACCAUCAAUAGAGGUGAUUCAAUGGAUGUGCCUCUUCUAGUAGAUGUUUUAUGAGGGGGAAAAAAAAAGAAAGAAGAGGAAAUAGUUAUUAAUGUUGCAAAACACGCUCAUUUCAUGGGAAGUUAUAUAAUGAUGUUCGUCAAUGGUCCAUCCAAGAUUGUUGCCUCUUAAAUUUAGUUUAGAUUGACAUCACGGUCAACUGAUUAACGAGUCUUACCAUAAAUUACACUUAUUAUCCUCAUGUUUAUCAUUGACAGCGCAUUAUGAAUUUCAGCGGGCCGUAAAAAGUAUGUUCUGGUAAAGUUCAAACAUUACUUUUGGUUUGUGUUUAUAAUAAAGGUAAAUGAAUCAUAGGUAUUAAGUUAUCAUUAUGGUUAUUAAUGAUUAUGUAUUAUGAUUUUCAUCAGGCCGUCACAAGCCUCUGCUGGCAAAGAUCGAAACCAGUUUUGGUAAAUGAAAACAACUGCACAGUUGAGACUGCUCUUCUAGGAGUUGCUGUUGAAGAUUCACUCCUUAUGCCUGAUCCACUCCCUUCUGUGACAUCAUCAAGCCUUUCAACUUCUAUAACGACAGCUGGUUCUCGAAACCCUGGUCGUUCAAGCCCUUCUAUAGAGUCAUCUUCCAUGUUAGCAACCAGUAGUGGAUUUAUGCUAAGCUCGCUUCAUUCAUCUACAACAGAAGAAACACCACUUUUCGGCACUUUGUGGACUGGUGGAAAUUUGACGAGAUUACAUGCUCCUCGUAAUUAUAAUUUCAAGGAUGAUAUGAAAGUGUUUUCCCCACUUAUGGAAGUCCAACCUAUUACACCAUCACUUGAUAAACUUUGGGAUCAGCAUGAGGGUGCAAAAAAAGAUCAUCUUCGAGUUGAUAAGAAACCUUCUUUGCUCUUUCCUUCAUCUAAUAGGAGAUUUCCUCUUUCAGAGGAAGGAGGUGACAGUGAUCAUCCAAUUUUUGACUGGAAACCUAGUUCAACUUCCAAACAGACAAGUAUGAGUUACCUAACAAGUUCAAACCUGAUCUCGGCAAAUUUACGCAACAGAGACAACUCCUCCAAUCAAGAGUCUUCACUGGGAUUUCCAGAGCAUAUCCCCUUCAGUUCUAUGUCCCUUUCUCUAGGAAUGAAAAGUACUACUUCAGGGCAGUCUAACCUUGAUUCUCUGGGGUCAGCAUUAAACCACCCUCAAAAAUUUACCACUUAUGCUGAAAGGAUGAGUACUAAUCUGGCCUUUAGUGAUGGAACAUCCCUCUCGGUGGGUUCACCAAAAACAAAGAAAACAGGAGCUGAAACGAGAGAAGAACUGUUGAAUAGCUUGUUAUCAAGGACAAACACAUUAUCUGCUACAGAACAAAGGACUCUUCCAUAUGCGAAUGGAGGAGUUUCACAACCCCCGAGAAUCCCAUCUCAACCUCACACACAGCAGGGGUCCUCUUUUACACUUCAACUGUUUCAACGCACUCUUGAAGAAACUCUUGGUGCCUUCUAGAAAUCCAUUCAUGAAGAUAUGAGGAACCUUCAUAUUGAAAUUUUAAGGCAGUUUCAUAUGCAGGAGAUGGAAAUGUCUUGUGUGAUGAGCUCAAUCCUGGAAAAUCAAGCUGAGAUUAUGAAAGAAGUUCAGUCACUUCGUAAAGAAACUCAGUAGCUUCGGCAAUUACUUUAACCAUUGGCAGAGACUUCACUUUUCAAUUCAAAUAUGUCUCUGAUACAUGUGGUUUUUAAUAACAAUGAACUCAGUGGCAAGAUUCCUUCAACGCUAGGACUACUGCAGACUUUGGAGAUAUUCAUAAAUGGACUUUUCAUUUGUGGGGAAUGUCGUACAGCAUUCAUCUGUGUAGUAGUUUCAAUUUUGAAGAAGAAGUCAUGACUAUUACUGAAACAAGUGGAUCUCCAACUAGGCUUCAGGGGAAGUAUGGUGCAAUGGUAGUAUGUUGGAUUCUAGGACUUGGGUCUCGUCUCUUGGAACAGCAUGUUGACAAUAGGAGAUUACUACUAUAACCUGUUCCCGGUAAGUAGCCCCUUGUUAAUAUCCAAAUUUCCACCCUUU
This is a messenger RNA of Camellia sinensis, 2055 nucleotides long. Lineage: Eukaryota; Viridiplantae; Streptophyta; Magnoliopsida; Ericales; Theaceae. The record is from RefSeq and is a predicted model, not a curated record.